Molecule: messenger RNA, 579 nt
Organism: Moesziomyces antarcticus
Lineage: Eukaryota; Fungi; Basidiomycota; Ustilaginomycetes; Ustilaginales; Ustilaginaceae
Exons: 1
Coding region: 1-579 (192 amino acids)
Source: RefSeq, a predicted model, not a curated record
AUGGAAGACGGACACUGGAGGGGAUGUUGCGAGCGGCAGGGCUUGCGAACGGCAGCGGUAUUGGUUGUAGCUUUGCUGUUGGGAUCGACGCAAGCAGCUUCGUUAGCUUUCUACGGCCACGGGAGUCCAGUGGUAGUGUUGCUGGGCACCACCUCGCUCGUGCUCAAUUUAUACGCUUCGGUCGUCACCAUGCUCGUAUACACUCUGCAAGCAGUUCGAACUCGGUAUGGAUGGUCGCAGGUGCUGGGUAGUAUCACCACGAGCUGCGGUGUGCUUGUGUGCCUCGGCGCCGCACUGCAGCUAUCCGCCCUCAUAGCCUUCGCAAUCCACGCCGAGGAGAUGGUGCGAUACGGAGUGAUAGCAGCAGCCGCAGUGGGAAUCACAUCGACACUGGUGGCUGUUGCGUAUGCGCUGCUGGACAGCAAGGAAAGAGAGCAGCCAAGGAGGGAGCGCUCCGUCUCGUCACACGCCGGAAUCCACAAACCAGACUACGGCCUCGAUUCCGAAAGCGACGCAGAGCCAAAGAAGGACUGGACUCAGAGCGCGCUCGAACACCUGUUUGGCGGCUACUCGCGCUAG